GCAGCUUCCCGGGCGGGCGCGGGGUGUCUUUCGUGGCGCGGCGGUCUGACAUGGAACGGCAAGAUGCUGAGUGGCCGCGGGCGUGCAGGACGGCGGUCGUCGUGCCGGUGCUGAAGGACUGGUGGCUACCGAGCGCCGAGUACCAUCAGCAACUGCACAGCGACGGGUACGGGCAGCUGCUGAAGCGAGGGUUCCAGCUGAGCUGGGAGCCGAGCGCGGGGCCGUGCUACGUGUGCGAGCAGACCAAGGGGAAGUGCAGCUACAACCACAGGGGCGAGUUCGUCGGCUGCCUGUGCUCCGACGGCAGCGUUCGCACCUCGGAUUGCAGACAUAGAAGCUCAAAGAAGAAAGACAUAACAUAUAUGGUAUCGGCUAUCUCAGGUGCAAUUUUACUGUCACUUCUCCUUUGUAUAUGUGUCGUAUACUCCAAACGGACUCCAACCAUUGAAUCAUUCUUGCAAAAUCAUGAAGCUCUGUACCCAAAGAGAUAUACUUAUUCAGAAGUGAAGACACUAACCGAGUCCUUCGCCCACAAGCUAGGGAAAGGGGGUUUUGGUACUGUAUACAGGGGCAGCUUGCCAAAUGGGCGUCUUGUAGCAGUGAAGCUUCCCAACAAUUCGAAAGAUGAUGGCCAGGAAUUCAUGAACGAGUUAGCAAGCCUUAUGAGAACUUCUCAUGUUAAUGUUGUGACUUUGCUAGGUUAUUGUCUCCAAGGACCAAAAAGAGCUCUGAUCUACGAGUACAUGCCAAAUGGUUCACUUAACAGAUUUGCAUUUGGACGAAACUCUGAAGGGGAGAAGUCACUAAGUUGGGAGAAAUUGUUUGGUAUUGCAGUUGGCAUUGCCCAUGGACUUGAGUAUCUUCACCGGUGGUGCGGUACUAACAUCGUGCAUUUUGAUAUUAAACCCCACAAUAUCUUGUUGGAUCAAGAUUUGUGCCCAAAAAUAUCUGAUUUUGGAUUGGCAAAAUUGUGCAUGGCAAAAGAGAGCAUUAUCUCUAUUAAUGGUACAAGGGGAACCAUCGGCUACAUUGCCCCAGAGGUCUUCUCACCGCAAUUUGGACAAAUAAGUAGCAAGUCUGAUGUCUAUAGUUACGGGAUGACGGUCCUUGAGAUGGUCGGAGCAAGGGAGAAUAUCAGUAAAAAUUCAGAGACUAGCAGCAAAUAUUUUCCUCAAUGGAUCUACGAGAACAUGGAGGAAUACUGCCUGAAUGCCGGUGGGAUCAGUGCUGAUAAUGAGAUUGUCAGAAAGUUGAUAAUAGUUGGAUUGUGGUGCAUACAGCUGCAGCCUAACAAUCGCCCAUCUAUGACUAGAGUAGUUGAAAUGUUAGAAUGUAGGGAAGGUGAUUUGCAUAUUCCACCACAAUCUCUCUUGUGCUGACAGAGUGGAAGUUUCAGUUUAAGCCUAUCAGUAUUUAUGUACGACUGUACCUCCAGCAAAAUUAAGAUUAAAACCAUACAUUCUUCAACAAAACAAAAUGUUGUUUC
Molecule: messenger RNA, 1486 nt
Organism: Panicum virgatum (switchgrass)
Lineage: Eukaryota; Viridiplantae; Streptophyta; Magnoliopsida; Poales; Poaceae
Product: LEAF RUST 10 DISEASE-RESISTANCE LOCUS RECEPTOR-LIKE PROTEIN KINASE-like 2.5
Exons: 3
Coding region: 51-1379 (442 amino acids)
Biological process (GO): protein phosphorylation
Molecular function (GO): protein kinase activity; ATP binding
Source: RefSeq, a predicted model, not a curated record